This is a messenger RNA of Coffea eugenioides, 2435 nucleotides long. RefSeq names its product double-stranded RNA-binding protein 2-like. The record is from RefSeq and is a predicted model, not a curated record. The transcript has 5 exons. Lineage: Eukaryota; Viridiplantae; Streptophyta; Magnoliopsida; Gentianales; Rubiaceae. The coding region runs from base 365 to 2116 and encodes 583 amino acids. Gene Ontology annotation, molecular function: double-stranded RNA binding.
UUGAAGACUAUCGAAUAUAAUUAUACACACUAGGACUCCGUAUUAGCAUCAAAGCAGGCUCUGAAGGUUCAGUUUGUUGUUUAGAUCUUCUUAGCACUCACCAUCUUUCUUUGAAAACAAAAGAUCCUUCACCCCAUCCCUUCCCCACCACCUCUUGGCCGGACCCCAAUUUAUGCCAUGAUGUCACUUUCCGGUAAUCCACCCAUUACUUGACUCUAAUCGCCAACUUCUUCCCAUAAAGUUAAUACAAUGUCGGGGUUGAGUUGAAUUCAAUUAAAUGUGGUGGUUGGUUAAUUGCAAAGUGGAGAUUGAUUAAUGACUUCAAUUACUUAGAUUCUGCUUUCAGUAGUCGUGUACCAGAGGGAUGUAUAAGAAUCAACUGCAGGAAUUUGCUCAGCGAAGCUGCAUUAACUUGCCAUCAUACUCCAGCAUACGGGAAGGACCGGACCACGCCCCCCGGUUCAAAGCCAAGGUGAACUGCAACGGAGAGAUUUUUGAGAGCCCAAAAUUCUGUUGUACUUUGAGACAAGCUGAACAUGCAGCAGCUGAGGUUGCACUAAAAAUGCUGUCACAAAGAGGCCCAUCAAGAGCUGUAGCUGCAAAAGUUCUGGAUGAAACUGGUGUUUACAAGAAUUUACUUCAGGAAACAGCUCAUAGAGCAGGAAUGAAGCUUCCAGUCUAUACUACUGUCCGGACUGGACCAGGAUAUGCUCCUGUAUUUACCUGCACAGUUGAACUUUCUGGGAUGAGUUUUUCUGGGGAGCCAGCCAAAACCAAAAAACAAGCUCAAAAGAGUGCCGCAAUGGCUGCUUGGUUUUCCUUGAAAGAGAUGUCACACAUAUGCUCUUCCUCCUACCACUUAUCAGAUCUUGGCAGAAAGGAUGAGCAAGAACAAGUAAUUGUUGCUCGUUAUCUUUCUAGUUUAAGGUUACCAGAAAUGAGCAUAUCCGGACAGGGAGAAAAGGGCAAACUACGGAAAGAAAUAUUUCGAGUUAAAGGGAAUGUAAUUCCAUGUGGUGUUGGCAGUCCAUCCUUCAGAAUGAAGCAUCAGAAUUCCACCUAUUCUUAUCUUCCCCCAGAGUGGUUCUUGUACGAGACCUGCCAUCGAGGAGUUCCUCAGCAGAGUCACUUCUUGGCUCUUCCUUCUACUUCUACUUCUAUCCCAAGACCCAGAUUUUUUCCAUUCAUUCAAUCUAUGAUGCUUAGGCCAGAUAUUGGUUCAAUCUUUUGGGCAAGGGAACAAGAACCUAUUGCUGCUGUACCAGAACCUAGGCCUCUUUUCUAUUUGUCCAACAAUUUGUUGCCAGUUCCAGAUAGGAAUGAUUCCCGUGUUACCAUAGAAGAGAUAGAAGAAAACAGCCCAAUGCAAGAAGAGUGGCUAAAUAAGGAUGUUAACCCCUCUUGCUGGAGGGACAAUUUCCUAUCCAGUGCAUCUGGGAUUCCCACACUAGAUGUUUCAAAUCAUCCUCAAUCUCAACAUUCCAGUUUAGAAGAAGAGUUGCUACAAAAAGAAACUGGAGAGAGGCAGGUGCAGUCUACCAAUGGAACGAGCAAAUCCAUCUGGCCAAUUAAGCCAAAUAAAGAAUUCAGUUGGUUACCACCUGGAUUUAUGUGCAACAGACAGAGUGUUACAGAAGCAGGAGAAGCCUGGUUGCAACCCCAGAACAUAAAGAGUCCAGGCUUUUUGUGGUCUGAUGUUCAACAUCUGCACUCUAAGGUGGCUUCUUGUCCAAAAGACACAAGGCAUUCAGCAGGCCUUACAACUGUUUCUGGUGUGACAGGACGAAAUGGUGGUGCAUUUUCCUCUGCCAGCUUCCGACCCGUAGUUUCAAAUCGAUCUCUACCUGUUUCAACACCCAGGACUGCAGUUUUCACCGGUUCAACCAGACCUCGUGUAGAAUGCAAGAUGAAGCACUCCCAUCCGAAGCCUUGUGCCAGUCAAAUGGCACCAGCAGUUCAAAUUCGAACAGUAAUGCCAGUACGUUCAUCUCCUACAAGGAGAAUGCCAUCUCCUAGCCAGGAAGGGACUUCCUCAGAGGGUGAGAUAAAGAGAGCUGAAGUAACGGGGAAGGACAUCUCAACUGCAAGCUCAGAAUUUUGUAGACUUCAGAUAUGAGCAGUGUACACAUUUUGAAAUCUUGUUAAAAGGCAACUCCUCCGGAAAUUGCAGGACUCCUGUACCCUGCAUAUAGUGAUAGUGUGAAAUGAAAAAAUGAGUAGAGAAUAAAAGAAUUGAUUUAAAUUCAACUAUUGCUUGUGUUUGAGCUAUCAACAGCUUUUUCUGUUUGUUCCAUAUAGUGAUCAGUUGUUUAGCUGGUGGCUUAGUUUAGCUAAAGUUAGUAUAGUGCCAAGUGUCAUGUGUGUUCUUUUCUAGUUGAGGCUGGCUUAAGAAGGUGAAAAUCUCCUGAAGUAAAUAUAGAGCAGAUUAAAUUUUC